This is a messenger RNA of Suncus etruscus (white-toothed pygmy shrew), 1731 nucleotides long. RefSeq names its product WW domain binding protein 2 (gene WBP2). Bases 64 to 861 code for a protein of 265 amino acids. The record is from RefSeq and is a predicted model, not a curated record. Gene Ontology annotation, biological process: positive regulation of DNA-templated transcription. The transcript has 8 exons. Gene Ontology annotation, molecular function: chromatin DNA binding; transcription coactivator activity. Gene Ontology annotation, cellular component: nucleus. Lineage: Eukaryota; Metazoa; Chordata; Mammalia; Eulipotyphla; Soricidae.
GGCGGGCCGGAAGCGGCGCGCAGACGCAGUGCGGCGCGGGUCUCGGGACUCCUCUCGGGGACGAUGGCGCUCAACAAGAACCACUCGGAGGGCGGCGGGGUGAUCGUCAACAACACCGAGAGCAUUCUCAUGACCUAUGACCAUGUAGAACUUACAUUCAACGAGAUGAGAACCGUGCCCGAAGCCUUCAAAGGGACCAAAAAAGGCACCAUCUAUCUUACCCCCUACCGGGUCAUCUUCCUUUCCAAGGGCAAGGACCCCAUGCAGUCCUUCAUGAUGCCCUUCUACCUGAUGAAGGACUGUGAGAUCAAGCAGCCCGUGUUCGGCGCCAACUACGUCAAGGGCACAGUGAAGGCCGAAGCAGGAGGAGGCUGGGAAGGCGCCGCUGGGUACAAGCUGACCUUCACGGCUGGGGGUGCCAUUGAGUUCGGCCAGCGGAUGAUGCAGGUGGCAUCCCAAGCGUCCCGCGGUGAAGCCCCCAAUGGAGCCUACGGGUACCCCUACAUGCCCAGCGGGGCCUAUGUCUUCCCCCCGCCCGUCGCCAAUGGAAUGUACCCCUACCCUCCUCCGGGGUACCCCUACCCACCACCCCCGCCUGCAGAGGCCUACCUGGGGCCACCACUGAUGGAUGGGGCCAUGGGCUAUGUGCACCCCCCGCCGCCGCCCUACCCAGGGCCCCUGGACCCGCCGCCGCCUACCAGCGGCCCUGAUGUCCCUGCCACGCCUGCAGCUGAAGCCAAGGCCGCCGAGGCAGCUGCCAGCGCCUACUACAACCCGGACAACCCACACAACGUGUACAUGCCCACGAGCCAGCCGCCCCCACCUCCCUACUACCCACCCGAGGAUAAGAAGACCCAGUAGCUGGACGACCAACCCCACCUCAGCGACCUUCCUUUCCUUCCCUGGGGGGCCGGCCAGGAAGACAUGGGAGGGCUCUGGUUCUCCAGUUCUGAUGAUCAAACACUUGCCAGGAGCCAGCGUGAAGGAGCGGGGCACCCCUGUGCGCAGGGUAGUGCCCCACCCUCCCCGCUAGCUCAGAGCCACAUCCACUCUCCCCCUCUGGGGGCUUCUCAGGACCUUGGGGGGUCCCCCUCAUUCCUGUUUGGCUUCAGUAGCUUGCUCUUGCCACAGAGGUUCUCUGGCCUUCUCUUCCUCCUCUGCGGCUCAGUCCCCCACUCCUGGGUCAGACCCCCCCCAGUCUUCCUGGGGCCCCCCAGGCCCAUGUGGUCACAUUCCUUCACAUGGGGGCUGCUGGACCUCAGUCCACAUUCAGUCCCGAGUAGCCUGCUCACCUGCCUGUUGCCCCCACUCUGUGACUUUGGGGGUUGAUGGCAUGGGCCCCCACUGUCCCAGAGGGGAGGGACAGCUCCCCCAGCUCUGAAAUGUCCUCCUGGUUGCCUUCUCUGUCCCUUUUCCUCCUUGAAGGGACUUCUUGAACUGGAACUGCCCAAUGUUUGUUGGUCUCUCUUCUGCCAUUUGGGAUGUGCGGGGUGGGGGUGCCAGGCCCUCCCUACCCUGCCCAGGCUCAACCCUGCCACCACCUCUGUCAUCUUCCACCUAGCUCAUGCCUGCUAGUGAGCUGCUCCCUGCACUCAAAGCUCAUUUGCUCCUGGACCAGCCACAAAGUGAGAAGCUGGUUUCAAAAGGAAAAAAUAAAACACUCUAUUUAUUGACACACAAAUUCCUGUUAAUAUAUUAAUGUGAAAUAAAGAAGCCCUGUUUGCACCUUGA